AUGGCUACCAGAGCCUGGCUUGAUGCGAAGGCACACUCCGUCGAAGGCCACACAAAGCAAUGCGUCCUUACCUACGAUGAAAAGACUAUCUGGGGACCGGCCUCCUGUAAUAGUAACACGACCCAGCUGCGAGACGCCCUUCAUAAGGCUGAUUCCCGGUUUAAUAUGAUCUUUACGGACAAGCCCAAAACGGUCGAGGGUCACACAGCCUCCAUCAGCGUCAGCGCUGGUGGUAUUCUUUAUUUGGAUAAACUCUCCACUCACGAAAACAUGGCAGGGCUAUGUAAAGCCGUUCACGACGCCCAACAGGUACGUGGCUUUCGUUCUAUCUACCUCCCAAGACAUUGUCCCGUAAAGUUCUCCGAGGAUAAAGCCGAUGCAGCGCCGCCAUCUCAGCCCCCUAGCCGUCUCCUCCCAUGCAUCUCCAUAAGGAUUGUACUUGCACCGAUUCUUCGUUUCAACCGCUUCGCUUCCGGAGAUGGCGUCAUGAAGAGUGGACUUCGUCGUGGCUGGAUUGUUGCUAAACAGAGGGUGAUAGUAUUUUAA
Molecule: messenger RNA, 546 nt
Organism: Daldinia decipiens
Lineage: Eukaryota; Fungi; Ascomycota; Sordariomycetes; Xylariales; Hypoxylaceae
Exons: 2
Coding region: 1-546 (181 amino acids)
Source: RefSeq, a predicted model, not a curated record